AUGGCGACCUCUCUCUCGUCAGCCGACACCUCGCCGGUGGAUCCGCUGGCAGGAUCCUCGUCGCCCAAAGCCAAAGUGUCUCAUUCUUUGUCAUGCGUGUCGCCCAAGGAAGCAAACGAUCUCGUAUCUCGGUCGACCGUGCCCGCUUCACUCUCUGGAGGUGACGACCAGGGUGAGGAAGACAUCCUAAGGGGAAUCGGAGAAACAGCGACGACUGUGCUCAAAGAUAUGACCUCCUGGGUAUCAGGGCAUUUCCGCGGCUCCAUCGUCCCCGCCGUUCGUUCCUUCUCUGCAGUUCAACAGUUUGACGAUUUCCUCUUCCCACCAGUCGAUCGCGGGUUCGGUUCCACAUGGGCAGGCUCCCAGCACGCGUCAAAUCCGUUUUCGCGGAGUCCGUUUGCCCGCGGGUCCCACUCCGCUGCUGGGGAGAGAUCCGCGUCUCUUGGAGGAUCUUUUCUAACUCCUCGCCAGCUGGGAGCGAGCGGGCCGUGCCUCACGAGUUACAGCAGCAGCGCGCUAAGCAACAACCCUGCCGCCCGUUCGCUUGUCGCGCCUGUGGAGCUCGCAGACGCUAAUUCUCCCCAGAUCCGCUGUCAUGAGGAGAGCCUUUCUGGCGUCCCGCGUCUGGGGUCUGCGAGUGUAAAAUCCUCUUCGUUGAUAAGUGGGCGGUAUGGCAAAGUUCCGCACGACGAGCCCCCGAGGCUUGACGAUGCAGAUGCCGGAGUCGGCGGAGAGUGGUCAUUCAAACUGGACGGUCUGUUCUCUAGCUUCAUUUCUUUUUUCGAUGGCGAGGACGGGGACGUGUACCCCCGUGCUCCACGUGGCUUUCCAGGAGAGCCUCCAUCGUACGGCCCUUUCCCUCCGCCCCAUCGACCUGACAGUAAUGCCUUCUCUCAUGCUGCUGGCUUAGAAGCUUCCUCUAGACGGAACCAGUCGUUUUCGUCCGCACCUAAAGGCGAGACCGCAGUUCGAACGGGGACAAGUCAGAGACCCUAUCCCAGUCCCUCGCACGCGGCCUUUUUCCCUUCAGCGGUUAGCCAACAGAUGGGCGCUUCCGAGGAGAUUUUUGGAAACGGCGGGUUUCGAAUGCGGGGACAGGCUUCUGUUCUACCGUCGAACCAUAUGAGCAGCAAAGCGGACCGCACCAGCGGCAACACCCCGGAGAGCCCCGUCAUUUCCCCAAGAAACCUCGAGGAACCUGCUGAUGGCACAGUCAAACCUCAGACAUGGUUGGAGUGCUCCGCUGCGCGCACGCUGUCCUGCGUGACACGGUCUCACGUCGAACUUUCGCUUCAGAUUCUCCAUAACAUCGGAAAGGUGGUCUGCAGCACGGUCAUUUCCGGUCAGGCCAGGCUUCGGUGCCCUGGCUUCAACAUGCUGCAUCUGCGCAUUCCUCUCUAUGAUCUUCACAACCAAGUCAUUUCGGUGGCUUUUUCCGUGCGCAUGAGUCACUCGCACGUCAAAGUUCUUCAGAUGCUUGAUCGCGACCAGCAUUCGCCGACUUAUCUCUCUUCGGACGUUGACGCAUUUGCAAAGAAGUGCGAUGCAGACAGUCGGCGACUGCGCCUUUUGAGACAGCUGGACUGGCACCGUCGCACCGAUGAAGACCGGAAGAAGGACACAUGCGUUUUGAAUUUUCGCGUCGACAUUCCGAUUUCAGAAGUGGAGGGUGAAGGCUCACCUGUUUGGACGUGCUUGACUGAGGAUCGCCCCAUCCCAGGCCUGACCACAAAAGACCUUUUUUCUAGGUUGCGGAACAACGCAGAAACCAAGGUUUUUCAGCCUCGAUUGCAAUUUUCUCUGCGAAAAGUGAUGACUGGCAUCAUUCCUGUUCCGGGAGAACCCCAUGGCAUUCCUGAGGACCACGUGUACGUGGGGCAGUUCGACGAUCCAAUUGAUAUUGCAGUCGCGAAUGCACUGACCGGACAAAGUCAACUGCUCGCCCGGAAAAAAAACAUCACACGCCUUUCGCAAGGAAAGUACGACAUCGAUGGCUAUGAGUGCACAAUCUUCCUGCAACCGUCCCGCCUCUCGGGAUUACCACCGGAUCGCACGGGCUUGGAGACCACGAGGGACGACGACGCAGAGGAAUUGAAUCAAGCAUCGGAGACGAAGACCCCUCUCGUAGUAGAGGGUGGCGCUCAACAGCCUCUCCUAGAUUACCUCAGAGGGUCACUGGACAACGUCGUUUGGGAAGAGCAAAAUGUUAUAUCUGCCAUCGACAUGGUUGAGCCUCAGCUGCUCCCAUCUUUCCAGGGUACACCGAUUCCGUGGGAAGCAAAAGUUGACAGGCGCGUGGCAAUGGCUCUCGCCUGUCAUCGGGCAGCCGUGCGGGAACAGGUCGCCACUGAGCUGCUGCAGCUUCAAGGCAAAGCAACACCGUCGCUGAUCUAUGCGAAGCACGCGCAUCCAGUCUCGUUGCGGCUUGGUGCCGACACUGCACCGGUUCGCGUGACUUACACCUGGGGAGACGAAUAUUCAGACAUCCAGCUGGUCGUCAUCGAAGAAGGCUUUGUACCUCCCACGAAGACAGGUGAUUCUCUCUCCGUAACAACUACACAAGAAGACGUUACCUCCGUCAACUAA
Neospora caninum is the source of this 2586-nucleotide messenger RNA. RefSeq lists its product as hypothetical. The transcript is spliced from 8 exons. Lineage: Eukaryota; Apicomplexa; Conoidasida; Eucoccidiorida; Sarcocystidae. The coding region runs from base 1 to 2586 and encodes 861 amino acids. The record is from RefSeq and is a predicted model, not a curated record.